Morone saxatilis (striped sea-bass) is the source of this 4699-nucleotide messenger RNA. Its product is annotated as inactive carboxypeptidase-like protein X2. The record is from RefSeq and is a predicted model, not a curated record. The coding region runs from base 645 to 4259 and encodes 1204 amino acids. The transcript has 23 exons. Gene Ontology annotation, molecular function: RNA polymerase II transcription regulatory region sequence-specific DNA binding; zinc ion binding; DNA-binding transcription repressor activity, RNA polymerase II-specific. Gene Ontology annotation, biological process: negative regulation of transcription by RNA polymerase II; proteolysis. Lineage: Eukaryota; Metazoa; Chordata; Actinopteri; Moronidae.
AGGAGUCACUCCUCUCUCCUGCUGUUCUGCUGUGAGUGAGUCUGCAGGGCGAAAAGCUCUCCGCCGAGGAAUUCAACAGGAGCUGCUGAAAGGAGCUGGUUUCUGUCUGUCACCCAGGAGGUGCAAACCUUGCGGUCUAAGAGGCCUCACCUGCCCUCCCUCAUCCUCCUCCCCUCCCCUCCCACCUCCUGUCUGAGCCCUGCACCUGUUCUGACUCGUCAGCCAGGUGAGGGGGAUCCUCUGGCCUUACGCUGUUUUUUCAGCUGACCAUAGCUGUGGGGCAAUUAGGAACCCAGUCUAUUCAUUUGACUGGAUUACUGCUUUACUCUGUAUCUCUCUCUGUGUCCCUCUCCCUAUAACCCACCUCCCUUCCCUCCCUGCCUAUCCCUACCCCCCUCCCACUCCAUCUCCGUCUAGCCCAGCCUGAGCCUGCUUGACACUGUGGCUGUGGGUACGUGUGGAGCUGCAGAAAUUUCCCUGCUGGAGUAAAAGUGUGGAUCACAUUGCAAGGACACGGGCGGGAAGAAAGGGUGAAAAGUUAUUCUCCUGGUGGACAGAAAUUGGGUGAGCAUUGGACAGCUGAGAGAGAACAGAGAAAAGAAAACUCCAAACCAAAGGAUUCUGCAGUUGGAAGAGCAGCAGGUAUGAAAAGCCAGACUGUGGUUGUGUCUGUGGCUCUGCUGGCCCUGUGCUGCCUGCUGAUCCCCAGAGGAGGGGAGAGUGCUGGGGGGAUAGUUUCUCUCCGGCAGACUGAAGGGGAGAGGCAGGCAGGGGAUCAGUCGCGAGAAGAGUCCCUGGAUGACCCAGAAAGUGAGCAUGGACUUGCACUGGACCCACACCCACUGGGAGGCAGCAAGAAGGGGAAGAGAGACACAGAGGAGGCUGCACAGGCAGGUGUUUCGGACAGGGUGAGGAGAGCACCAGACGAAGGCAAAAAGAAGAAGAAGGACAAGAAGAAAAACAAAGACCCCAACGCCACCAAAAAGCCCAAAACUGACAAGAAGGGAAAGAAGAAGGACAGGCAGACAACAACCACAACUCUACCACCAACCACGACACCAAUCCCGACUGAACCACCCACUGAACCACCCACUGAACCCUACACAGACUACCCCUAUCCUGAUGUUGACACUGAUUACUGGAAACCAGAAGAUGACUACUGGGAGGCUGAGCUCACACCAUCCAAGCCCCCGCCCGAGGCUCCGAUCACAGAUCUUCCAUACGACUACUGGAAGCCGGAUGAGGAAGACCCAGGUGCUCCAGUAACAGACACCUACGAUGACUACUGGAAACUAGCUGAGAAAGAGCCGACCACCCCGGUGCCUGACCCCUACGAUGACUACUGGACACCAGAUGAUAAAGAACCAUACGCUCCUGUGACUGAUAACUAUGACACCUACUGGAAAGAGGUGGACCCGACGCCCCCUUCCCCUGAGGUUGAUGGGAAGGCUGGGACAGAUGACACCGAUUACUGGGACUCCACAUACAAGGUGCCAGAGAGUCUUCCAUUCCCUGACGGUGAAGAGGUCAGCCCUGAAAUCGAAGUAGAAACUCUACCAGACAUGACCACAACCACUCCUACCGAGUCGAUAGCGUAUGAUUAUUACGACGAAUACGGAAUGACGAGGAAAGAAGAGACAGACGACAAAUGGAUGGAGAAGGAGAGGGCGAGAGCAGAAAAAGAAAGAGAGAGGGAAGAGAGAGAGAGAGCGCAGAAGCUGAAGGAGGCAGAGGAGCGGGCCAGGAGCAGACCACGUGUCUUCAAAGAGCCAAAGAAGUGUCCUCCCUUGGGGAUGGAGUCCCAUAAGAUCGAGCCAGACCAGCUUUCAGCCUCCUCUGUGUCUCAGUAUAGCUUUGCACCUCAGAGGGCGCGCCUCAACAUGCAGGGCUCAGACGAUGAAGACAACGUGAGAGGCGGAGCGUGGUGUGCAAACUCAGAGGACAGGGUCCACUGGUUCGAGAUAGACGCUCGCAGGGAGACGGAGUUCACAGGAGUCAUCACACAAGGACGAGACUCCCCGAUCGAGGGUGACUUCGUGACGUCCUACUUCCUGGCUUUCAGCAAUGACAGCAGAGAAUGGACCACCAUCCACGAUGGAUACGCUGACUGGUUGUUCUUUGGAAACAGUGAUAAGGAGACUCCGGUGAUGAACCAGCUGGCACAGCCCGUGCUGGCCCGCUACAUCCGAAUCAUUCCUCAGAGCUGGAACGGCUCUCUGUGUAUGAGGCUGGAGGUCCUAGGCUGCCCCCUGCCUGGUCCAGCUGUUCAGUACAGGCAAAAUGAAGUGACUCCAGUAGAUUACUUGGAGUUCAAACAUCACAGCUACUCAGAGAUGAUUGCACUUAUGAAGUCAGUGAAUGAAGAGUGUCCCAACAUCACCAGUAUCUACAGCCUGGGCCGCAGCUCCAGGGGCAAAGAAAUCAUGGCCAUGGUCAUCUCUGGCAACCCCACAGAGCACGAAAUAGGUGAGCCCGAGUUUCGCUUCACGGCAGGUCUCCACGGAAACGAGGCCGUGGGUCGGGAGAUGAUCCUGCUCCUCAUGCAGUACCUGUGCAAAGAGUACAAAGACCGAAACCCCCGAGCACAGCGGCUGGUGGAGGGAAUACGCAUCCACCUGGUGCCCUCGCUCAACCCUGACGGACAUGAGACAGCUUUCGAAGCGGGAUCUGAGCUGAGUGGGUGGACCACAGGACACUUCACAGAGGACGGCUUUGACAUCUUCCAGAACUUCCCCGACCUGAAUAGUAUCCUGUGGGAUGCUGAAGAUAAAGGCAUGGUGCCCAAACUCACCCCCAAUCACCACGUACCCAUACCAGAGAACUUAGAGGCCAACAGCUCGAUUGCUGUGGAAACCAGGGCCAUAAUCUCCUGGAUGAAAAGCCAUCCAUUUGUGUUGGGUGCAAACUUCCAGGGCGGGGAGUCAAUUGUGGCUUAUCCUUAUGACAGCUUACGUCUCAACAAGCCUGCCGAGAGCCAGAAGCCCCACAGCCGCAAGAAGAGACAGUACGAAGAAGAAGGUUUUGAUGUGACGGAGUGGGGAAGGGGCUACCACGAGGAGCCAGAGGAAGACUGGAGAGGAAGGGGAUACGCAGAGCCAGAGGAGGAGUGGAGGGGCCAAGGCUACGACCAUGGCCAAGGCUACGACCACGGCCAAGGCCAAGGCUACGACCACGGGCAAGGCCAAGGCUACGACCAUGGGCAAGGCUACGAUCAUGGCCAAGGCUACGACCACGGCUACGACCAAGGUUAUGGCCGCAGAGAGGAGGAAGAGGAUGACAGAGGAAGAAACGCCGGCUACCAGUACGCCGAGCCCGAGGAUGAGCCUCGUGUGAUUGCAGACGAGUCCCUCUUCAGGUGGCUGGCUGUCUCCUACGCCUCCACACACCUGACUAUGACACACAACUACCACGGCUCCUGCCACGGAGACACUCCCACAGGGGUGCACGGCCUCGUCAACCGGGCCAAAUGGAAGCCAAUCACAGGAAGUAUGAAUGAUUUCAGCUACCUGCACACAAACUGCUUUGAGCUGUCCAUAUUCCUGGGAUGUGAUAAGUUCCCUCAUCAGAGUGAGUUGGCGUACGAGUGGGAGAAGAACAGAGAAGCAAUGCUCAUCUUCAUGGAGCAGGUGCAUCGUGGCAUCAGGGGCAUUGUGAAGGACCAGCAGGGGAACGCCAUCGCAAACGCCACUGUGUCUGUAGAGGGGAUAAACCAUGACGUCACUACAGCACCAACAGGGGACUACUGGCGGCUGCUUAACCCGGGGGAGUACCGCGUGACGGCUCGAGCUGAAGGGUUCUCCCCUGUGACCAAACUCUGUGUGGUGGGUUACCAGGCAGGAGCAACCGCCUGCAGCUUCAACCUGGCCAAGUCCAACUGGGACCGCAUUAAACAGAUCAUGGCCCUCCAUGGCAACAAGCCAAUUCGACUCAGCUAUAGCACCAACAAGGUACAGCACCCUCCAGUUGUUAACGGCAACAGGCGCGUGGUUGGCAGCAACAGGGGGUAUACAGAGAACUCAGGAAUCACUGAAAGGCAGAGGAGGCUCAGGAUAGCCCGCCUCCGUCGCCUCCGGCAACAGAGAUUACUGAGGUUAAGAUCGACGACGACGUUACCACCGACAACAACCACAAUUCCCACGACAGAAAGCACCACACCCUGGUACGACUGGGCGAUAGGGGAGGGACAGUCCUCGACGCCCGGCGGUUUCAUAGACUCCAUCGUGGAUUAUAACUACGAGUACAAGAUUGAUGACUAUUAAACCAAAACACACACAGUUAACAUGCAACCGUCCUCUUCUACUUGUAGUUCUCGUUGCCAUGUUGUACGCAAGCAAUGGCAAUGUACAGAAUAUUAACUAUAUUAAUUGUAUAAAGAUAGUGUAUCUACUACUCAACAAAAUGCCUCUUCACAGAAAGUGACCCUGUUAAUUAAUGGUACUUCAGUUUGACAGUUCACACUGCCUUUGUAGGACUUGUCAGUCUUUACGAAUGCUUUUUGCUUUAUGAAAAGAUCUUUUAUUGUGGACAACCAAAGUUGAAAUAUUUACACUGUCUUCAUCCAUGGCAGAAAUAGUUUUUUCAGUAUGGACAGUCACAAAAGGUUUUGUUCAAGGCUGGUAAGAGAGUCAAAGAUUCUUCUGUCAUGUUUCCCCAGUUGGGGUAGAAGUUAUUUUUCAAAUAAAUGCUUGUUAAUACACAA